Molecule: messenger RNA, 2572 nt
Organism: Octodon degus (degu)
Lineage: Eukaryota; Metazoa; Chordata; Mammalia; Rodentia; Octodontidae
Gene: Dkc1
Product: dyskerin pseudouridine synthase 1
Exons: 15
Coding region: 95-1675 (526 amino acids)
Biological process (GO): rRNA pseudouridine synthesis; mRNA pseudouridine synthesis; snRNA pseudouridine synthesis
Cellular component (GO): box H/ACA snoRNP complex
Molecular function (GO): RNA binding; pseudouridine synthase activity
Source: RefSeq, a predicted model, not a curated record
GGGCUGGAGCGGCGGGAGUCUGCGGUAUCAGUCCGGGUGGUGGCCUGGCCUGCACGCGCGCGGUGCUUUGCGGUGCAGUGCAGUGCGGUGCAACAUGGCCGACGCAGAAGUAAUCGCUCUGCCAAAGAAGCAUAAGAAGAAAAAGGAUCGGAAGUCAUUACAAGAAGAAGAUGUUGCUGAAAUACAACAUGCUGAAGAAUUUCUUAUCAAACCAGAAUCCAAAGUGGCUCAGUUGGACACAUCCCAGUGGCCUCUGCUGCUCAAGAACUUUGAUAAACUGAACGUAAGGACAACCCACUAUACACCUCUUCCAUGUGGUUCCAACCCUCUAAAGAGGGAGAUUGGGGACUAUAUCAGGACAGGCUUCAUUAACCUUGACAAGCCUUCUAACCCCUCUUCUCAUGAGGUGGUAGCCUGGAUCCGACGAAUCCUCCGUGUGGAGAAGACGGGGCACAGUGGCACACUGGACCCCAAGGUGACUGGCUGCUUAAUUGUGUGCAUAGAACGAGCCACUCGCUUGGUGAAAUCACAGCAGAGUGCAGGCAAAGAGUAUGUGGGAAUUGUCCGGCUGCACAAUGCUAUCGAAGGGGGGACCCAGCUUUCUAGGGCUCUAGAAACUCUGACGGGCGCCCUAUUCCAGCGACCCCCACUUAUCGCUGCGGUGAAGAGGCAGCUCCGGGUGAGGACAAUCUAUGAGAGCAAAAUGAUUGAAUACGACCCUGAGAGAAGGUUAGGAAUCUUCUGGGUGAGUUGUGAGGCCGGCACCUACAUUCGGACGCUGUGUGUGCAUCUGGGUUUGUUGCUGGGUGUUGGUGGACAGAUGCAGGAACUUCGGAGGGUUCGUUCUGGAGUCAUGAGUGAGAAGGAUCACAUGGUGACAAUGCAUGAUGUGCUCGAUGCUCAGUGGCUGUAUGACAACCACAAGGAUGAGAGUUACUUACGGCGAGUUGUUUACCCUUUGGAAAAGCUGUUGACAUCUCAUAAGCGGCUGGUUAUGAAGGACAGUGCGGUCAAUGCUAUAUGCUACGGGGCCAAGAUCAUGCUUCCAGGUGUUCUCCGCUAUGAAGACGGCAUUGAGGUCAACCAAGAGAUCGUGGUCAUCACCACCAAGGGGGAAGCGAUUUGCAUGGCUAUUGCGUUAAUGACCACGGCCGUGAUCUCUACCUGCGACCAUGGUAUAGUGGCCAAGAUCAAAAGAGUGAUCAUGGAGAGGGACACCUACCCUCGGAAGUGGGGCUUAGGGCCCAAGGCAAGUCAAAAGAAGAUGAUGAUUAAGCAAGGCCUUCUGGACAAGCACGGAAAACCCACCGACAGCACCCCUGCCACGUGGAAGCAAGAGUACGUGGACUAUAGUGAGUCGAGCAAGAAGGAAGUGGUUGCUGAAGCAGUGAAAACACCACAGGCAGUUGCUGAUGUGGCCAAGGCCCCACAGGUGUUUGCUGAGGCAGGAAAGGUCACAAAGCGGAAACGAGAGAGUGAGAGUGAAAGUGAGGAGACCCCUGUAGCAGUCCCCAAAUUGUCCAAGAAGGAGAAGGAGAAGAAGAAAAAGAAGAAGGACAAGAAGGCCAAAGACGUACAGGAGAGCGGGGCUGAGCCUGGAGACGGGGACAGUGACACUGCCAAGAAGAAGAAGAAGAAGAAGAAAGCCAAAAUGGUGGAAGUGGCAUCCGAGUAGCCAAGGCUACUUUGAGCAGUGUGUCCAGGCUGCAGGAGAGAUGGAAGCCUCACUGAGAAAAUGGUUCCUUUGGUUGCUGCGGGGGUGAAGCAAAAGAUCCUGCACAGGGUGAAGAGUCCCGGCACUUGAGCUGCUCUUUAGACCCCUCAAUGGUGUCACCUGGCGUGCUUGUCCCCACUUGUCCUGUUUUAAGGACAUGGGUGACAGAGGAGGCACUUUUUAUGCCACUGACGUGUGUGGGUUGGGAUGCUCCACCUUCAGACCCAGUGCUGCCCGCUGACUGUGGCGCCCACUGACGGCCAUUUUUAGCAUUGUGAUCCUCCUAGUUUGCUUUUUUCUUACCCCCUUUAAAGUUUGUAAAGACUAUUCAGUGAAUUGGUAAUAGAACCACCACUAAGUGAAAGCAGCUGACCGGCAUUGCUCACUGGGAAAGCCUUGUCUCUGACGUCCUCUGAGGACUGGUGUGUUCUGGUGGUGGGGUGGUGUCCCUUUGUUUCUGGCCCAGCUGUUGGUCCCGUGUGCACUUCAGAGCCUGUGUGUACAGCAGUGUUCACCCAAACCAUGUGGCUACUGUGUUUGUGGUGGAAACCAAGCAGUUCUGCAUUUUAACCCUCAUUUACUUUUGAGGAAUGAAUUUGUUCAUUAUUAGGAGAAGAACGUGAUUUUUACAUGUUAAAGUUGAAUCAUGACUUUUUUUUAAGUAUUCCUGUUGGGUUUUAUAAUUUUAAGUGAUCUCAAACUGGCAAAGCAAAAUAUAUAAAGUUAUUUUCAUUAAAAAUAUGGGGACUUUUCUGUCCAAUUUGAAGUUUGGUUUUCUUUUGUUUGGCUUGUUUUAUAUUUCUUUGAUUCUGUCUUUCAACACUCCCCUUGGGACCUGUCCCCUGGGCAGAGGGGUGG